This is a messenger RNA of Rhinolophus ferrumequinum (greater horseshoe bat), 939 nucleotides long. Its product is annotated as olfactory receptor 13D1. Gene Ontology annotation, cellular component: membrane. The transcript has a single exon. The record is from RefSeq and is a predicted model, not a curated record. Gene Ontology annotation, biological process: G protein-coupled receptor signaling pathway. The coding region runs from base 1 to 939 and encodes 312 amino acids. NCBI's taxonomy places the organism in Eukaryota, Metazoa, Chordata, Mammalia, Chiroptera, Rhinolophidae. Gene Ontology annotation, molecular function: olfactory receptor activity; G protein-coupled receptor activity.
AUGGAAAGGACCAAUUGGACAGAGAUCGAGUUCAUUCUGCAGGGACUUUCUGAGUACCCAAGAGCUGAAAAACUCCUUUUUGCGACGUGCUUGUUGAUGUACCUGGUGAUCCUCAUGGGGAACAGCACCCUGGUCCUCCUAACUCUCGUGGAUUCCCGCCUCCAAACACCCAUGUACUUCUUCCUGGGUAACCUUGCCUUCCUAGAUAUUUGGUUCACGUCCUCCUUUAUCCCUUCAAUGCUGAUACACUUCCUAUCCAAGAAAAAAACCAUCUCCUUCACUAGAUGUGUUAUUCAGAUGUCGGUGUCCUACACAAUGGGGUCCACAGAGUGCGUGCUUCUGGCAGUGAUGGCCUAUGACCGCUAUGUGGCUAUUUGCAACCCGCUGAGAUACCCCAUCAUCAUGAGCAAGGCGCUUUGUAUUCAGAUGGCUGCUCUCUCCUGGGGACUGGGCGUUCUCAACUCAUUGACAGAAACUCUUCUUGCCAUCCGGUUGCCCUUCUGUGGAAAAAAUGUCAUUAAUCACUUUGUGUGUGAAAUACUGGCCUUUGUCAAGCUGGCUUGCACAGAUAUUUCCUUGAAUGAGGUUGCUAUCAUGUUAGGUAACGUAAUAUUUUUGUUUUCUCCAUUACUGUUGAUUUGUAUUUCCUACAUCUUCAUCCUUUAUACUGUACUAAGAAUCAGUUCAGCAGAAGGAAAGAAAAAGGCCUUUUCCAUCUGCUCAGGCCAUAUAGCAGUGGUGACUGUGUUUUAUGGGACAAUCCUUUUCAUGUAUAUGAAGCCAAAGUCCAAAGAUAAUGUUUCUGACAAACUGAUUGCCCUGUUCUAUGGAAUAGUCACACCCAUGCUCAAUCCUAUCAUCUAUAGCCUGAGGAAUACGGAGGUUCAUGGAGCUAUGAGAAAACUGCUGACCAGACACUGGUUCUGGAGGGAAGGAUGA